AUAUGAACUCAGACCAUGACAAGCGAAAGCUUGUUAUCUCACCUGAACAUUCGUAGGAGUAUUAGGUAAUGAGGAAAGAAAAAACUUUUGCAAUUUAGUCAAGAACUAAGAGCUAAUCAAACAAAACGAAAUUGAAAAUGUCUUGUUGCUACGACCUCUUCAAAACGUUUUCCGUUUUUGUUAUUGGAUUACAGUUGGUUUUUGGGGUAUUUCGAUGGAUUUACGGCAAUAUUGUCGGUCCCCAUUUUUUGGAAUCCAAAAACCUACGACAGUACGGUAAUUGGGCAUUAAUAACUGGAGCUACCGACGGCAUAGGCAAACAAUAUGCGAGAUCAUUGGCAGAGCGUGGAUUUAACGUUAUUCUCGUCUCGCGGACACUGACAAAGUUACAAGACGUCGCCAAGGAGAUCUCACAGUCCUUUAAUGUCCAGACGAAAGUCAUUGCCGUUAAUUUUACUUCUGGCCCAGAAAUCUACGAACAAAUUAAACAACAAAUUGCCGGAAUAGAAAUCGGAAUUUUGGUUAACAAUGUUGGCAUGUUUUAUCAAGGACCUGAACUAUUCUUGGACAUCCCCGAACGCGACAAAUUGAUUCAGGACAUGAUCAAAUGUAACAUCACUUCUGUUCCAAUGAUGUGUAGCUUGGUGUUACCGCAAAUGGUGCAACGGAAGCGCGGUUUAAUCAUCAAUAUAUCUUCAAUUGCAUCUUUAAUGCCUGGUCCAAUGAUGAUUGUCUAUUCGGCAUCGAAAGCUUUUGUCACAAAGUUUUCCAAUGAUCUUGCAGCAGAAUAUGAAUCACAAGGAAUCGACAUUCAGGUGUUAACCACAGGAGGUGUUGGUACCAACAUGAGCAAAAUGGAAGGAGGUGUUGUCGGUAUUCCAACUGCAAGGCAAUAUGUUGAAUCAGCACUGCGUUAUGUGGGGUACAGUCGACAAACAACUGGCUUCUUUUCCCACUCCGUGAUUGUGAUCAUAGCCAAAUUCAUUACCUUCAUUUGGCCUAAAGGAAGUGAAUUUUUAACUAGAAUGGCCAUGACUGCGUCACGUGAUAAGCAAAUCAAAGAUGGAACUUAUAAACGAACGAAAUGAAAUAACAAGAUUGACACAAAUUAUUGAAAAUAAUUUAGAAAUUUAC
Molecule: messenger RNA, 1134 nt
Organism: Bradysia coprophila
Lineage: Eukaryota; Metazoa; Arthropoda; Insecta; Diptera; Sciaridae
Product: very-long-chain 3-oxoacyl-CoA reductase-like
Cellular component (GO): endoplasmic reticulum
Molecular function (GO): oxidoreductase activity
Source: RefSeq, a predicted model, not a curated record